GGAGGAGGGCGUGGUCCCCACCCGUAGCGGGCAGGGGGCCAAGAUGCGCUCGCACGCGGACGACGAGGCCGAGGCCGGCAACCAGUUCCGGCGCGGGUUCAAGCCCGACUUGCCGCUAAAUGUGAACAAUGCCGGGAUGGCGCGGCCUAAUCAUUUGAAUUUGCAAGGCCUGUCGCAUGGCCGACCCGGGGGGAAUUCGGGACGAAAGAAGAUGCAGCUCACGUUCCAAGGAUCUCCGUCGGUGACUUUGCGAGAACCGGUCAAAUCGCCUGAAGCCAUCGAUAUCGAGGCGAAGCUACAUGAAAUCAUGAAGCUUACCGACAUUCUCACUAUAGAUGGCAGGAAAUACCGUGCCACCAUUGAAGAGCUUGAGCACCUCGGCGAUCUGGGCAACGGUACUUGUGGACACGUGGUGAAGAUGUUCCAUCGUUCGAGUAGAACAACUGUUGCUGUGAAGCAAAUGAGAAGAACGGGUAAUAGAGACGAAAGUAAGAGAAUCAUUAUGGAUCUGGAGGUUGUCCUCAAGUCGCACGACUGCCCUUACAUCGUAACCUGCCUCGGGUGCUUCAUCCGCGAAUCCGAAGUUUGGAUUUGCAUGGAACUCAUGUCCACUUGUCUGGACAAAUUAUUGAAGAAGUGCCGUCAGCCAUUCCCGGAAGACAUUCUUGGAAAAAUAUCCGUCGCUACUGUGAAAGCACUAAACUACCUGAAGGUGGAGCACGGCGUGAUCCACCGGGACGUGAAGCCGUCCAACAUUUUGCUGGACAAGAAGGGCAAUGUGAAACUCUGUGAUUUUGGGAUUUCCGGUCGUCUAGUCGACUCCAAGGCGAAAACCAGAAAUGCGGGUUGUGCAGCCUAUAUGGCUCCUGAGAGAAUAGAUCCGCCAAACCCGGACAGACCAGAUUAUGACAUCCGGGCGGACGUGUGGUCGCUGGGCAUCACGCUGGUCGAACUGGCUACUGGUCAAUUUCCUUACAAUGAUUGCAAAAGUGAUUUCGAAGUCCUUUCUCGAGUCUUGAACGACGAGCCUCCUUCUUUGCCUCCGGACGCCGGUUUUUCUCGCCAGUUCCAGUCCUUCGUCAGAGAUUGUUUGACGAAGGACUACGAGGCCCGACCGAAGUACAAGCGGCUUCUGGAGCACGCGUUCAUCAAGAAGUACGAACAGGAACACGUGGACGUGGCCUCCUGGUUCGACAACAUUUGUCGGCAAGCGGACCAAACCGCGAUGAACUCUUCGUCCUCGGUGAACAAUUCGAGCUCGAUGCGCAAAGACCAGCAGCCGCCGUUCCCGCCACACUUACACAGCAAUGCAAAGAAGUUUGUGUCGACGGCGGCGUCGGCGUCGCCAAAGAUCGCUCCGAAGCCGUCGACGCGCGAAGCUAGUGAGAUGUUCACCUCGCCGGACGGCCGGAUGUCGUCAUCGGGCUGCUUGAUGAUGGCAGCGUCCCCUCAUGCUACGCGUCGAUCGGCUCGGGACGCCAGUCCGGCGCCGCGUAGGAAAUUUGCUGUGGAAAACUCCCCCGUGCCUCCGAGACGGCUGUCACGGGAAAACUCGCCCGCGGGACCAAGAUCUCUCCCACCGCCGUUCAUGCCGUUUGGUUCGUUGCUCGGCCCAGGCACGGGUACUGGCAGCAGCAACGCAAGUUCGUCGGAGCAAAACACGCCGCCGUCGCCGUUUGUUCGACAAAACUCGCUGACUCGGGACGCCCCGUUUUACAGACAGUGCUCGUUCCGCAGCGACGGCGGUCAGUUUUUGCGGCAGAACUCGUUGACGAGGCAAGAGGCCAAUUCCAGCGUGUUUUCGCGUCAAGGUCCGCAACGGGCGAGUGCUGGCAUGUUACGACCGAUUCCGAGGCGCAAUAGUUUGUCGCCGACGGAACCCGGGCCGCCGCCCAGGGCCCCCGUUGCCGCAGUUCCUGCAUCCACUGGAAGCUGCAAUUCCUUGGGCACCGGCGGUUUCCCGCCGACCUCAACCGCCUAUUCGAACAGCAGAGAUCCGAGCCCGCAAUGCGCGUCGCGUGUUCCGCGCUCAGGCUCCAACUUUCUCGAAACGAACGUGACUUUCUAUCCGGGUAGAAAUUUGUACGUCGUCCAGAGAAGCAGGGAGAGCUUGGCGCAGGGUGCCAGCAACGGUGGUGGUGGUGGUGGAGGUGGCGGCGGCAGCGGCGGCGGGGGUGGAAACUCGCCAGGAACGGGUCCCGGUGGUGGUGGAGGCGGUGGGCUUCCGCCUCGCGCUGGUAGUGCCGAGCCGUCGUCUUCGGCAUCGUCGUUUGCUGGCGGCGGAUCCGCAGCUGCCGGCAUUGCUACGCACUAUAUGAAAAAAGGAGGAGACCGAAUCAGUGCGUGGCUCAAGCGGUUACCCUUCGGCGUAGAUCGUGGGUCAGCCAAGCCCAGCGGAAGUGAUCAGCAAGCACACGGGUCCGGUAAGUGGUUCCAGCCGUCGCCGAAUGCUCGACGCCGGUUGUCCGAUUCCACGGCCAUCGAGCCAGGCGGUGGCGGCGGCGGUGGAUAUCAUUCACAAAUCAGCGGCACCACUGCCGAUUUCAAAACUGGCGGCGGAGGUGGGGGUGGCGGCAGUAGUAGUAAUAGUAGUAGUGGAAACCACCCGCAUCCGCAUCACGUGAGUCGAUUGCAACACCAGGUGGCUGGAGUGUCGCUCUCUGAUGCCUAUUUGAAGCCCAAGUACACUCCGGAACCUGUGCGGAAGCACUUCUUCCAAUACUGA
Notodromas monacha is the source of this 2725-nucleotide messenger RNA. NCBI's taxonomy places the organism in Eukaryota, Metazoa, Arthropoda, Ostracoda, Podocopida, Cyprididae. The record is from the annotation of a GenBank genome assembly.